Messenger RNA from Dendroctonus ponderosae (mountain pine beetle), 1131 nucleotides. Its product is annotated as THAP domain-containing protein 1. The record is from RefSeq and is a predicted model, not a curated record. Lineage: Eukaryota; Metazoa; Arthropoda; Insecta; Coleoptera; Curculionidae. Bases 133 to 789 code for a protein of 218 amino acids. The transcript is spliced from 4 exons.
GGAUUUACAUGCUAUUUCGUAACUCGCUAUUGUAGAUGUCGCUCCACAGAAUUUUUGUUUUGCAGAAAUUUCCAGCAGUUUGCGGUUAGUUUGCUAUUUGGUAGAUAUGUGGCGCACCCAUAAUGCGGGGGUAUGUUCUGUGUCUAUGGUCGAGCGUCAAGCUGUGAUCACAGAUUAUCAAAAUAUUGGUGUGAUAUUGUUUCCUGCUAUUUUAAAAAUAAGUGUAUGAAAACUAUAAUGGUGAUCUCUUGUGUUGCUUAUGGAUGUAAUAAUGAGCAGAAUUCAAGAAAAAUACCGUUUCAUACUUUUCCAUUUAAACGGACUGAAAUACUAAAAUUAUGGAUACAGGCACUUGGUAGGGAUAAUUGGAAGCCGUCAAAAACGAGCAGAAUUUGUGGACAACAUUUCCUUUCAAGUGACUACAUCAUUAAGCCAGGAUUGACUGCUAAUUUGUUAAAACCUAAUGCUGUACCCAGUGUCUUUCCUUUUCAAAAGUAUUUAUUACCGAAAGUAACUGUAUCUCAUAGAACAGUAUUAAAACAGAUCAUUCCUGCUACAAACGUUCAAACUGAAAAUGAAUUAAUGGAUAUUGAUUUACCCUCUACUUCUACAUCUACCGCAACUGUGGAGAAGUCAAUUGAUAAGGAAUGCCAAACAGUUCUGGACGAUAAAGUUGCAAUUUUACAAAGAAAAGUUAAAACGUUAAAGCAGGAGAUUAAGCGUAAGGAUGUAAAAAUUCGAAACAUGAAAGACGUUAUCAAUGCAAUAGGGACAAAUGGCCACAGCUAAUGAAAGCUAGUCUGGAUGCUGUUCUAAAUAAAUAUUUUGAAGGUCUACCACUAAAAUAAAAUCAUGACUGUCCGACUUGCAGCACAUACUUUAAGUAGUGGUAUGGGAGAUGCGAUAGAAUAUUUAGAGAAAUGUGCAGUUAUUGAAAUCAAAGGCAGUUACACAACUGUGGACUUUAUAAGAACAAUGGACCGGACUUUCGAUAUGUUAAACUGUAGAAUCCAUUUGGAAAGGACUUUAAAGCACCAAUGCGACCCAACACCUAUACUUUUUCAAAAACGAAAGAAUAUCUGGAAAGUUUAACGAUAGAAAGUAUUCCACUAUUAAACAGUUUACCUAAAA